AUGGUCAAAGUCCUCAUCUCCCUCAGCGUGUUGGCCGCUGCCGCUACGGCUGGCUCCGUCACGGAACUCCCCGAGUCUGUGACCAAGCUCAUCGACUACUCCAUCAACCCCUGCGACGACUUUUACCAAUAUGCGUGUGGAACAUGGCACAGAGAUACUGAGAUCCCCCGGGGCAGACAUAAAAUCGAUACGUUGUUCUACGCGAUCAAGAACCAAAACGACGCCGUCUUGACGAAGAUUUUCUCUGACAACACGACUAAGCUUGGUGAGUUUUACAACUCCUGUUUGGACACGGCUAAGCUAUCGUCGCUUGGUCUGACUCCCCUGGAGGACUCGUUCAAAGCCAUUCGGUCGGCCAACACCACGUUGGACCUCCUCGUCGUGGCUGGUGAAUUGGUCAAGAACGGCAUCCCUGCCUUCGUGGAUAUCAGCUCCAGCAUUGACGACAACGAUACGACCAAGAACGCCCUCUUCGGUUUCCGAGCCCCCCUGCCGCUGGAUCAAUCAUACUACACCACCAGAUCCAAGUGGGAGGCCGUCGAAGCCGACUACAAGGUGUACAUUGCGUCGGUGUUGCAGCUAGCUGGCUACACUGCUGAGAAAGCAGCGGCUGCCGUGCUGGUGAUCAUCCGUUUCGAGCAAACUCUGGCCGGUAUCGUUGAGUUGGUGGGGGCCGCUGGGUCUCCGUAUACUGCGUUGACGUACAGCCAACUGGACCACAAGUACCCGCUGCUUGUCGGCUCGUGGCUUAAGGCCAACGGCUACGACGUCCGCGACCAGUGGAGUAGUUCGAAUGACUGGGUGGGGUUUUACGACCUGACCUACUUUGACAAGGCCGAAGUGUUGCUGAAGAACACGAGCCUCGACAACCUCCGCACCAUCGUGGAGUACAAGCUCAUCCACGCCACGUCGAACCACCUGACCCCUGAAUUUCGCUCGACGAACUGGAACUUCUUCGGCAAGAAAAUCGAAGGCAAAAGCGAGGAACCUACUCGUGAAAAGUACUGCAAGUCUGAGACGGGCAAGACCGUGGGGGAUCUCUUGGGCCAGUACUUCUUAGACGUGGUAUGGUCGGCUGAUACAGCCAAGAAGGCCGACGACCUGGUCAAGGCCUUGAGGUCGUCCUUCUCCACUGGCAUUGCCACCGCCGACUGGUUGGACAACUCGACCCGUGCCAAUGCGCAAACGAAGCUGUCCAAGCUUGUACACUUGUUGGGUGGCCCGGAGAAGCCACAGCUGUACCCCACGCUGACAUUCGACUCGAAGUCGUAUUUGAACAACCGGUGGAAGGUGUCUCAGGUGAACAUCGACACUAACUUGAAGCUGAAGGGUCAACCUGUGGACAGGCGCAAUUUCGGCGUGCUCCCCCAUGAGGCGAACGCGUACUACGGCCCCCACGAGAACCUAAUUGUGCUCCCGGCCGGUAUUUUGCAAAAACCAUUCUUUGACGCCCAGUUUGACGCCGCCCAAAACUUUGGUUCCGUCGGGAUGUUCAUCGGACACGAAAUUACCCACGGGUUCGACGACUUUGGCCGCGAUUUCGAUGGCGACGGAAACUUGAACCCGUGGUGGUCGAACGCCACCAACGCUGCGUUCAAGACGAAAGCCCAGUGCAUUAGCGACCAGUACGCCAACUUAGUCGUCAAGAGCGAAUUCACUGGCGCUGUGUUGGGCAACGUCAGCAACGAGUUAUCUUUGGGCGAAAACAUUGCGGACAACGGAGGGCUCAAAACCAGUUUCCGCGCGUACCACGAAUACUUGAGGGAGUUCCCGUCGCAGUACACCGAAGAAGCAGGCGACAAAUUGUUCUACUUGUCAUACGCCCAAGCCUGGUGCUCCAAGAGCACAGAUAUCUACCUCCGCGCGAUUUUGAAGACGAAGUACCCGCCCUUUCGGUACCGCGUGACAGGGGCAUUGCAAAACAACGCUGAGUUUGCUCGUGUGUUCCAGUGCCCGACCGACUCGUAUUUGAACCCAUCCAAGAAGUGCUUGUUGUGGGAAUAG
Messenger RNA from Aphanomyces astaci, 2004 nucleotides. RefSeq lists its product as hypothetical. The record is from RefSeq and is a predicted model, not a curated record. Gene Ontology annotation, biological process: protein processing. Gene Ontology annotation, molecular function: metalloendopeptidase activity. Bases 1 to 2004 code for a protein of 667 amino acids. The transcript has a single exon. Gene Ontology annotation, cellular component: plasma membrane. Lineage: Eukaryota; Oomycota; Saprolegniomycetes; Saprolegniales; Verrucalvaceae.